Messenger RNA from Sesamum indicum (sesame), 1806 nucleotides. RefSeq names its product branchless trichome (gene BLT). The record is from RefSeq and is a predicted model, not a curated record. NCBI's taxonomy places the organism in Eukaryota, Viridiplantae, Streptophyta, Magnoliopsida, Lamiales, Pedaliaceae.
AAACCCUAUAUGCCGUAUAUAAAACGUCUUCUUUUCACUAAUCUGCACAUGCAUCGUGGCUUAUCUUAAUUUGUAUUCCAGCCACCAAAUGUCUUUGCAUCCAUGUACACCAAAAACACAUCAGCCAAGCCCACAAACACAGAUACACACACUGGAGGGAGAAAAAUGAGAUGUUGACCAAUCAAAGAACUGAAUAAGCCAUCGCCAUCUCUCUCAACCACACCGUCAUAGAUGGCCAUUAAAUUCCAGCAAGAGUUGCAUGUGAUUUAUGUAACUUUCCCCUUCUCCUUAUCUCCAAAUCCAUCGAAGUAGAGAGGCGAUCAAUGACUUGAGAUGAGAUCAAUGGCCCUACUCCCAUUAGAAAACCCAAAGGGAAAAGCAAAAGAAACCCGAAUUAUUAGCUCUAGCACCCAAGAAAAGUUCCUUAUUACAAAGAAAAGGCCGCAACCUAUCUCUAUCCACAAAGCACAAUCAAGAAAGGCAAAGCAAAGCUACCCCCCAAUGGAAGAGAUGAUGAUGGUGAUGAUGAAGAUCAGAAGCCAUGAACCAACUCAUGAUCAGCCCGAUAAUAAUCAUCUCAAUAUCAAUAUCCCCAGCACCACCUCUACUUCUCCGACCUGGAAACUCUACGAGAAUCCCUUUUAUACUUGUCAUCAAAAGCCGCAGCAAAAUCAUCAUCAUCAGAAGCAGCAGCAGCAAGAUUCUACUGAUCAUCAUCAGCGGCAAAUUCACAGGCUCCACCUCCCUAUAUCGGCCCGGAAGAUCGCGGCGUCUUUCUGGGAUUUAACAUUUAUUAAGCCUUUCAUGGAGUCGGAGCUGGAAAUGGCCCGAGCCCAGAUCGCUGAUCUGAAGGCGGAGCUUGAAUGUGAACGGAAAGCCAGGAAAAAAAUGGAGUCCCUGAAUAAAAGGCUGGCCAGGGAACUAUCUGAGGAACGGAAAGGGAGAGAGGCCCUGGAGAGAGUCUGCGAAGAGCUUGCCAAGGAAAUCUCCUCUCGCAAAGCGGAGUUCAGUAGGAUGAAGAGAGAGAUUGAGGAGGAGAGGAAAAUGCUCCGCACGGCUGAGGUUAUCAGGGAAGAACGCGUGCAGAUGAAACUUGCCGAGGCGAAAAUCCUGCUUGAAGAGAAGUUUUCGGAGUUGGAAACUGCUAAGAAGAUGGGAACUGAGUCGUCAUCAGGUUCCAAGAAAGAAGGAAAGAUCAAUUACGAAGUGGAUAAUGCUGUGAAUCCCACUUCUUUCGGGGAGAAGCUGAGGUUUGUACUGGGGGACAAACUGCCAGCUUCUGUUAACAUUGGAAAUGUACAUUCGAUGGCUGUGAUGCAGAGAAAGGCCUGUCCAGAAGCUGAGAAUCCCCACAUCAAACGUGGGAUCAAAGGGUUUGUCGAGUUCCCGAAAGUUGUCCGAGCAAUUGGUUGCAGAAGUAGUAAGCAUUUGGGCAGCAAAUUGGAGUGUCAGAAGGCUCAGCUGAAGAUUCUGCUCAAACAGAAAGGGCCUGUCAGGUUUAAUGGCCUUAUUGCAAGCUAAGAUCAACCUGAUGACCCAUGUUGAAUAUUAUGUAAUUAGUUUUGUCUCCUGAUUGGAUUUGGUUUUGAAUACUAGCAGAUUAUUUACGACAACUAAAGACUUUUGUUUCUUAUACUUUGAGCAUGUUUUUGCAAGUGGAUUACUUGUCAGGAGAAAGGAUAUAUCCAUUGGAAGUUUGAAGCAAACAGUGUUGUUGAUUAAUUGCUCCUGGAUUUGUAAUAGUAAUUGAAAUUUGAUGUUGUUUUAGCAUGAACUGUGGAACUGUAUAGCAUAGCAGUUGUGUAA